AUGGCGGCGCGCAGAAAGAAGAAGCGUGCGGCGCGGGACGCCCAGCCCGGGCCCCCGAGCCCGCCGGGUUACACAGCCGUUCCCAUCAAGUUCUCGGAGAAGCAGCAGGCGUGCCAUUUCCUCUACAUGAAAGAGCACAAAGUUCGGGACGGCACCAACUCUGCCUGGCCGCAGAAACGCACCCUUUUUGUCCUCAAUGUGCCACCAUACUGCUCAGAGGAGUGUCUGGGCCGCCUUUUUGCACCCUGCGGGCCAGUCCAGCGAGUGCAGCUACAGGAGAAGCCAGACCUGGCCGAGCGCCCACAGGAAGCAGAGUCCGUGUUUUUCCACCCCAGGCCCGUCCCGGGUUUCCAGGUCGCCUACGUGCAGUUCCAGAAGCCCCAGGGGGUGCUGGCCUCACUGGCGCUGAGGGGCCCGCUGUUGGUCUCCACUGAGAGUCACCCCGUGCCCAGCGGAAUUCACAGGUGGAUCCGAGAGUAUGCGAACUCACUGACCGACCCUGAGGCGCUGCGGGCCGAGGUGGAUGCCUUCAUGGAGGCCUACGACAAGAAGACGGCCGAGGAGGAGACCCAGGCGCAAGCUGAGGAGGGCGUCCCUGACGCAGAGGGCUGGGUGAAGGUGACUCGCCGUGGCCGCAGGCCUGUGCUUCCCCGGACAGAGGCUGCCAGCCUUCGAGUGCUGGAGCGGGAGAAGCGCAAACGCGCCCGCAAGGAGCUUCUCAACUUCUACGCCUGGCAGCACCGAGAGUCCAAGAUGGAGCAUCUGGCACAGCUGCGCAAAAAAUUCGAGGAGGACAAGCAGCGGAUCGAGCUGAUGCGGGCCCAGCGGAAGUUCCGGCCGUACUGAGCCCCCACCUCCACCCCCAUUUCC
Molecule: messenger RNA, 870 nt
Organism: Suncus etruscus (white-toothed pygmy shrew)
Lineage: Eukaryota; Metazoa; Chordata; Mammalia; Eulipotyphla; Soricidae
Gene: RRP7A
Product: ribosomal RNA processing 7 homolog A
Exons: 7
Coding region: 1-846 (281 amino acids)
Biological process (GO): rRNA processing; ribosomal small subunit assembly
Cellular component (GO): UTP-C complex; CURI complex
Molecular function (GO): nucleic acid binding
Source: RefSeq, a predicted model, not a curated record